Colletotrichum karsti is the source of this 426-nucleotide messenger RNA. RefSeq lists its product as uncharacterized. NCBI's taxonomy places the organism in Eukaryota, Fungi, Ascomycota, Sordariomycetes, Glomerellales, Glomerellaceae. The record is from RefSeq and is a predicted model, not a curated record. The coding region runs from base 1 to 426 and encodes 141 amino acids. The transcript is spliced from 3 exons.
AUGCAAAUCAACCAGUUCCUCAUCGCCGUCCUUGGCUCUGCAACUUUGACCGCCGCCGCGUGUUUCCCUGGGGGAAGGGAGAGCAACUACAACCUCGACGGGGGUCCUCGUCUUGAUUUCGCCUGCGAAAAGUUGAUCGGAACCUUCGAGAAGAACGGAAAGAACACUAAGACCAUCUGCUACAUGGAUGACCUCCGUACAAGAUGGGAUUUUGAAUUGAGUUAUAUUGGAACUGAUGCCGACCGCACUAUUGAUCUGAACGAAUGCGUCGAUGGUAUGGCGAAAGAGGCAAGCUGCACCUACGGUGGUCGAAGGCGCUACAGCAACUGGGAGUACAUGGCUGAUCCGAAUGACGGCCCAUGCCCUGGUGCAUUCAGCAUGAACAGUACUCGCAUUGGUGUGAGCGAAUACGAUGGAGACUUUUGA